AUGUUCCGCAGUACAAUAGCAUCAGAGUCUAUGAGGACUACUCUUCUGUACUCUGUCAAAAGCCACGCCUGGACUUUAGUGAAAUGUCUACUGUAUAUGUGGUCUCCGACACAGCUCUUGGGCAGCGCGUUCAGCGAUCUGACAAUCCACCCGUCCUUCCUAAGGAUAUCACGCUGGUACUCCGGUACGUCGGGCAUGCACAGGGCAACCAUGUCUCUGACAGUGCCGGAUUCUUUCAACGAUUGUCCGAGGACGCGGAGAGCGAGGAAGAAUCCGCCGUACUGCAAGGCCACGUAGGCUUCAUCGGAUUCCUUCUCCAGGCCGCUAGGCCGGCCCAGCGUCGGCAAUACACCUAGCUUCACUUCCGCCGCCACGGCCGAAGGUACGCGGUCCACUGGUUGAGCUCGGACAGGGGUGCCCUUCUGCGAGUCGGGUGUGGCGGAGAACCACGAAGACAGGUACAACAGGCUCACCACGAGUAGCCCGACACAGACUACGACAACCGACAGAGACUUGCAGAGACGGGACUGAGGCGGCAUCUCCAUUCUCCCAUUUA
Molecule: messenger RNA, 556 nt
Organism: Geodia barretti
Lineage: Eukaryota; Metazoa; Porifera; Demospongiae; Tetractinellida; Geodiidae
Source: the annotation of a GenBank genome assembly